This is a messenger RNA of Effrenium voratum, 806 nucleotides long. The record is from the annotation of a GenBank genome assembly. NCBI's taxonomy places the organism in Eukaryota, Dinophyceae, Suessiales, Symbiodiniaceae.
AAUGGAUAGCUGACAACUUCCCGGGCGCGUCGCGUGUCCGCGAUGCCAUGAUGGGCUGUGCGUGGCCUGAUGGGAUCAGCGUGGAGACGCUACAUCAAGAAGCGGACAGCAUUCGCCAGUGGCUGGCGGACAGCCAAGAAGCGAAGCGGCCAACAGAUGUGGCAGGCACCUUGGCGAAGCUGGAAGGGCAGAUCGCGCAGCUGCGUCGCCAGCUGGCGUGCGAGGUCGGCCAGCCGCAGUCGCAGCGCCAGCCCACACGAGAAGAGCUCCAGGCGCAGCAGGACAUCCUGCGGAUGCUGCAGGACACUGCGGCGUCACUGGAGGACGGCGAUCUGCCAGAGAAGGCCCAGUUGAGCGACCUCACCCAGUUGCAGCUGCACCUCUCCGAGCUCCGAACGCGGUACCUGGAGAUGCUUGAGCGCUGUGAGGGCUUCAGACAGGAACUGGGCGAGGCACAGGCGGAGAAGGAGGCUCAGCGGCGGGCGGCGGAGGAGCGACGCAGCAGCUGGCGCCGGCUGGUGGCGGAGCACCAAACGCUGGUGGACCAAGGCGAAGCCGAGAUCAAGCGGCUUCAACAAGAGGCGCAGCAGGCGGCGGCUCGACGUCAGCGGGCGCAACAAGAGGAGCAAAGGUUGGAACAGGCCACCAGGCAGGACCGUGUCACUUUGGAGCAGCUGAGACUCAGCGUGCGGCGAAAGGACGCGAGGAGUGCCUGGCCUGAUGGCUAAUGGACGAGCCAAGGGCUUCCGGCUUCCGCUCCAGAAGGUUCCGGUGGCAUUUCAUGCCGGCAACUAGCCUUAAGUGUU